UUCAACUGAGUUCAACAUGAGAAUCCAAACCGUAAUCCUUGGUUGUGUCCUGGUGGCAGCAUGCCUGAUCAGGAGCAGCGAUGCCGUUUGUGCCGCAACAACUUGCACAGCAGCUGAGUGUGCCGAGGCUGACAAUGAAUCGGAUCCUUCCUGUGUCACCACGACUACGACUACGACUACAACCACAACCACUGCUGCUACCGACACAGAAGCAACCACUGUAGCUUCCGACUCAGCAACAACAACCGUGUCAUCCAGUUCCUCCUCCUCUUCGGACUCCGCAAGCACCUCCACCUCUGCUUUGACCAGAUGUAGGCGCAGGAAUCGUCGCUUGUUGAGACGCAUCAGGGUACUCCGCAGGCAACUCAGAAAUUCGAGAACUGGAGUCAGAAGAGUUAUUAGAGUUAAUCGUGUUGUUAGCAACGGAGUCAACAACGGAGUCAACCGAGGAACCAACAGGAGAGUGACCAGGGUUGUCAACGUGGGUUUCCGUAACGGCAGGGGCCAAAGGGGGCGCGUUGUCGUUGGAAAAUAAACAAACCAAUGCCUGUCUUACGACUACUUCGAUUGUUUAAUAUUA
Messenger RNA from Drosophila albomicans, 580 nucleotides. RefSeq lists its product as uncharacterized. Bases 17 to 535 code for a protein of 172 amino acids. Lineage: Eukaryota; Metazoa; Arthropoda; Insecta; Diptera; Drosophilidae. The transcript has a single exon. The record is from RefSeq and is a predicted model, not a curated record.